AGCAAAAUGAGAGAAUCUUUAUCACUCCUUGUGUAUCCAACGUGGGACGAAAGAACGACCGUCUGUUUAAAAAGAAAGUAAAGUCCGGGAGGGUGAAAAACAAGCGGUGGAAACGGUCAGAAGUGCGAGGUGAAUUUGUGAAUUAUCGGAGUUUUCAAGAUAAAAGCUUCCCGGUUCCUUUAACCGCGCGCAGGGUCAGUAAAGAGAGAGCGAGAGAGAGACGCAAAGUUCAUAACAGUCGGACGUCUUUACUGGAACCUUUGGCUUCAAAAGUGCUUUAUCACAAUCCACUCGAGUGAUCCAAACUCCUGCAUUCGCAGUCGGAAAAGCGAAGAAGCGAGAGCCUCAAACUUUUUUUUUUUUUUUUAAAGAGUGCGGUUUUUCCUGAGGUAAAGUUUCUUCAAAGCGCCGACGAUCGCAGAUUUUCUUUCAACACACUCGUAUGGAGUUAAUGGACACGAUCUACUAUGGUUUUACUUUUCAGAAUAGCGAAUCACUUGGGAUCAAAACAUUAUAAGAACUUCAGAAACAUCGACGAUUUAAAGUCCUCAAACUACAUUUGAUCCAGUCGAUCUCUCUUGCCAAAACAAAGCGCCUGUCUAUCUCCCAUCCAGACCCUCUUUUCAACCUUUUAAGGACAACUGCAUUUAGUUUUGGCUUCUGGACAAGUUUCUUGUAUUGCCUCGUCGUGAUUCACCUUUGAUUUAAGUUAGCGGGGGAGAUAACAUUUGACUGUGGACCGUUUUCAAGUCCAGGACUGAUGUAUUGGCCCAGAACAACCCGGUGUGAUUUCACAUUACCGCUGGGUAAACAAACAACUUAAUGAAGGCGAAUUACUCGGACUCUGGGAAACUCAAUAAGCUCGAGCUGUCCGUUUGUGGAUGAGAGAGAGACCAGUCGUUAAGCGCUGAGACAACUGGAUACAAAAUGGCGGCGUGGCUGGGACAGAUGGGAUCACUUUCAUAUCGUGUGUUUUAUUGGUUUUUGACGCUGGAACUGAUCAUCAAUUACGGCGCACCGUGUCCUCAAAACUGUACGUGUACGCUUGAUACGUCCGACUGCAGUCAUUUAGACAUUACUGAUGUCCCUCAAGACUUGCCUAAGAGCACUGUCCAUCUAAAUCUGAGCCACAACAAGCUUGCGGCAGUCGAUAUGGACAUCCUCUCCAAUCUGCCUAACCUGAAAGAAGUGAGGCUUGACCACAAUGAACUGACAUCCAUCCCUUCAUUUGGAGACGCAGCAGCAAUAGUCGUUACACUCUUCUUGCACCAUAAUAAAAUUCGCAGACUGGAUGGGAAGCUGCUGCAGAACUUCACUGCUCUGGAGACUCUAGAUCUGAGUAAUAAUGACAUCACGGAGCUGAGGGAGCACUGCUUCCCUCCAGGGUUACAAAUCAAGGACCUGCACCUGAGCAGUAAUAAGAUUGUUCAUCUGGAGUUCGGGGCAUUUAAGAAUCUUGCCGGGAGUCUGCAGAUCCUAAAACUGAACCGGAACCGACUGACCCACCUUCCUGUUAAAGGCCUGGAGCUGCCCAAGCUCACACAACUGGAGCUGAGCAGGAACAAGUUGCGGUUGAUUGAGGGACUCACCUUCCAAGGUUUGAGCAGUUUAGAAGUUCUCAAGCUUCAGAGAAACAACAUCAGCAAGUUGACGGAUGGGGCGUUCUGGGGUCUGGCCCGGAUGAGGGUUCUGCACCUGGACUAUAACAGUCUGCAUGAGGUGAACAGCGGCUCUCUGUACGGUCUGGAGUCGCUCCUGCAGCUCUAUCUCUCCAACAACUCCAUCUCUAGCUUUAACCCUGAGGGCUGGGGCUUCUGUGAGAGACUCCGAGAACUGAACUUGCCCUAUAAUAACCUGACUAAGCUGUCCGAGGGUGGCUUUGCCAAACUGGUGAACCUGAUCUCGCUGCGUUUGGGACACAACUCCAUCAGUCACAUCACGGAGGGAGCGUUUAGAGGCCUUAGUUCCCUACGGACGCUGGAGUUGGACCACAAUGACAUCUCCGGCACUAUAGAGGACACCAAUGGGGCCUUCACUGGCCUAGAAAACCUCCACAAGCUAACUCUGUUUGGAAACAAGAUCAAGUCGGUGGCCAAGAAAGCCUUCUCGGGCCUGGAGGCUCUGGAGCACCUGAACUUGGGGGAAAAUGCCAUCCGCUCCAUCCAACCCGAGGCAUUUAGUAAGAUGAAGAACCUGCGUUACCUUCAUAUUCAGAGUGAUAGUUUUCUGUGCGACUGCCAGCUGCAUUGGUUUCCCGAGUGGCUGGUAACACGAGGGCUGAAGCCUGGCGUUCAGGCCACAUGUGCCCACCCAGAGAGCCUAAAGGGCACCAGCGUCUACCAGGCCCCACCACAGAGCUUUGUUUGUGAUGACCUUCCCAAACCCCAGAUCACCGUCCACCCUGUCACCACGGCAGCAGUAUUGGGCAAAGAUGUGCGUCUGACCUGUACGGCCGCCAGCAGCAGCAGCUCGCCCAUGACCUUCACCUGGCUCAAGGACCAGGAGACGCUACGUCAAGCCGAGGUGGAGAAUUUCGCCCACGUACGGGCCAGUGACGGAGGUGUAAUGGAGUACACCACUAUCCUCCACCUCCGGCACGUCACCUUCAACCAUGAGGGCCGCUACCAGUGCAUCAUCAGCAAUCACUUUGGCUCCUCUUACUCUAACAAGGCCCGCGUCACUGUAAACGUGCUGCCUUCAUUUGUCAAGACCCCACGCGACAUCACGAUCCGCACGGGCACGAAGGCAAGGUUGGAGUGUGCGGCUGAAGGACAUCCGACUCCCCAAGUGGCGUGGCAGAAAGAUGGCGGUACAGAUUUCCCUGCCGCCCGAGAGCGCCGCAUGCGUGUGAUGCCUGAUGACGAUGUCUUCUUCAUCAUGGACGUGAAGCCUGAGGAUAUGGGGGUGUACAGCUGCACGGCAAAAAACACGGCGGGCAUGAUCUCUGCAAACGUCACUCUAACAGUGCUAGAAACCCCUCAUCUGGCACAGGAAAUGGAGGAUCGAAAUGUGGUGGUGGGUGAGACCGUUGCGUUGCAGUGCAAGGCUUUAGGCAGCCCACCUCCUCGCAUCACCUGGCUAAAGGGGGAGGAGCCUCUCAGACCCAGCGACCGUCACUACUUCACUCCAGGCAAUCAGCUCUUGGUGAUCGGCAGCACCACCUUAGAAGAUGCUGGACGCUACACCUGUGUCAUGUCCAACACGCUCGGCACAGAGCGCGCUCACUGCCAGCUGAAUGUUUACCAGCGAUUUGAGGAUUGUGCGCCUUUUUCAAGCCCCAGCACUGUUACUGUGGGAAUCAUCGUCAUCGCCGUGGUCACCAGUAUUGUGGUGACGUCACUUGUUUGGGUGUGUAUUAUCUACCAGACGAGGAAGAAGAGCGAGGAGUGCAGUGUAAACACAGACGAGACAAUUGUCCCUCCUGAUGUCCCCAGUUACCUGUCCUCUCAGGGCACUUUAUCAGAGAGACAGGACGCGUGUAUACGAGUGGAGUCCAAUGGUGGAUCUCAACCCAACGGACGCAUAGAAAACAAUGGCUAUGAUGAGCCAGUCGUGUGUACAGACUGCUUGGAAAACGGUACCAGCUACUCCAAACACUGUAACUACCUCCCUCACGGGAUAGCGCUCCCUUCAGGCCUGGAGUAUCAGCAGGCACACCAAACAUCAACUUUCACCAGCCACAGCAAUGAACCACACUGCAAUGGCACACCCAACGGGGUCAGGAAAGACAACCAAACUCCCAUCUUUCCCACCAACCACGACAGGGUGACAAUAUCACCCUCAUCGCACCAGUACAACGACCGAAAAGGAUUGUUGGUGAUUAGGUCAGACACACCUCCCUCACUUGAAGAGAGCUACCAUCGGCCAGUAAAGCUCCUGUCUGGGGACUGUGACAUUGGGUCCGAGCUUAAACAGACUCCAUUACCCAACGGACACGCGCAUAUGCCCGAUGCCAGCUCAAGCGAGAGCGAAUCCUUCAGACGGGCCAGUGACUAAUGCCUCACCAACCCUCUUCUUUAUCCUUUUGCACUGAGAACUGCUACCUCACACUGAGGGGCACAGACAAAGCUGCCCCCAUUCAUCUAAAUGCAGAAUUGGGGUGUCCGGAGUUUGAAGGCGAAGCUUGAGUGGGGCGAUGAUGUCCCAUGCGAGCGUUAAUGAUGUAUAUAGAUAUAAUCCUCCUCAGGGAGGCUUUGUUCACACUUCAGAAAUGUGACUUGCAUUUGAUGCAUGCAAAAUGUAUGACAGAGUGCUAUAACAUUGGACUUUGAGCUGUACAUAAGAGUUUUCAUAUAUAAAUAUAUGAAUGUACGUAUUCUAUAACUUUUACAAAAGAGUGUUUAACUCUAUUCGGUGCAUGGUGAGAUCAGAGUGGCUUUAUUUUAUUUUUAUUUCUUAGCUUUUUUUUUUUUUUUGUGAACAGAUCUCUCCUAGUUUUCCCAGUUUUAUGAGCAGUGCCUUAUUGCAAGAUCAAAGGAUCCACCAGUCAGUUGUUUGUUGGGAGGUGUCUGUAUACUUUCCCUCUCACAAAUGGGAAUUUUGUCAUGCACUUGAAGUUUAGACAACCCAAUCAUAAUAGAUCACCUUAAAGGAAUAUUCCAGGUUAAAUACAAGUUAAAGGGUUUUUUAGAAAUAUCAGGGAAUUUACUUUGUUUGUUCUUGUUUUAUUUUUUUGAUGACUAGAAACUAAUAUCAUCUACAAAAAUAGAAAAGUCUUGGACAUUUCUAUAGUGAAUAUACUAUACCAUUCAAAAGUU
Molecule: messenger RNA, 4757 nt
Organism: Sinocyclocheilus grahami
Lineage: Eukaryota; Metazoa; Chordata; Actinopteri; Cypriniformes; Cyprinidae
Product: leucine-rich repeats and immunoglobulin-like domains protein 1
Exons: 18
Coding region: 928-3996 (1022 amino acids)
Molecular function (GO): protein binding
Source: RefSeq, a predicted model, not a curated record